AUGGCAACUUCAAGAGGAGUCAGUGUUAGAUCAUUUUAUGGAUAUCCAAGGAAUGCAGUGUCUUCCACAGUAAAAUUUGUUCCUAUUCCAAAUAAUAUUAACAAAAGUGAUGAUGAGUUUGACUUUGAAAGUGACAAUGACUUAGAAAAUUUUCCACAUAGUGAGACUCUAAGUGAAUCUGAGUUUGAGGAUAGUUCAAGUGAUAGUUCAACAGAGAGUAAUGAAAUGCAUAUAAGUUGUAAUAUGCAGUCAACAAAACAUGCACCAGUUUCAAAAAAAAGUAAAUCUAAUGAAGAUUCGAUUCAAUGGAACCUAAGUGAUGCUGAUUGGACAAUACCUUACAAUUAUUCAGAAAACAAUGAAAAAUUGUCAAUUAACAAGAACACGUCUGAUAUUUUAAACCGAUUCUCUUCAUCAAUCGAUUUCCACAAAUUGUUUGUUACUGAUGAACUAAUGGGUUUUAUUAUAAACCAAACGCAGCUUUAUAAUGAAUGGAGAUAUUUAAAGAUUGGUACUCGCAGAGUGAAAAAUAUUGAAAAAGAUGAGUUAAAAAAAGUGAUUGGAAUUAUUUUAUACAUGGGAAUUAUGAAACUUCCAAACAGAAGAAUGUACUGGAGUUCUUCUACACGAAAUGAAUUAAUAGCUUCUGCAAUGACAAUAAAUCGUUUCGAUGAAAUAAUGUCUAUUUUGCACUUUAAUGACAACAAUAAAAUGCCUGAUAAAGACUCUUCUAAUUAUAAUAAAUGUUAUAAAGUACAACCUCUAAUUGAUCAUUUUCGUUAUAUAUUUUCAACAUUAGUUAACCCAGAGACUGAAAUGUCCAUAGAUGAACAGGUUGUACCUUUCAAAGGUGCACAUUCGCUAAAGAGAUAUUUACCAAAGAAACCAAAAAAAUGGGGCUAUAAAAUUUGGGCAAGAGCAGGGAUUUCAGGAUAUGUAUAUGAUUUUGAAAUUGAAGGUGGGAUAGGCACCAAAGGACCUCCACCAGGAUGUAAUCCACCUAAGCAGUGUGGUGAAAGUGCAUUUGUUGUUUUACGGUUGUCUAAUAGUUUGCUGCCUUUCAAGCAUACACUAUAUUUUGAUAACUAUUUUGCAUCACCUGAAUUAAUGAUUUUCCUAAGAACCAAUUAUAAGGUAUGGGCAUUAUCAACUCUUAAUCCAAACCGUUCUCGGAAUUGUCCAAUACUAUCUGAAAAAGAAAUGAGAAAGCUUGGUCGUGGAUAUAUCAAAGAAUUUGUUGAUACAAACAAUAAAAUUGUUGUUGCAUCCUGGUUUGAUAACAAGCGUGUACUUACCUUGUCUAAUUAUAUUGGAAAAAACCCAGUAGGUACAUGUAAACGUUAUGAUGCCAAACAGAAAAAAAAAAAUUGA
This is a messenger RNA of Hydra vulgaris (swiftwater hydra), 1371 nucleotides long. The record is from RefSeq and is a predicted model, not a curated record. Lineage: Eukaryota; Metazoa; Cnidaria; Hydrozoa; Anthoathecata; Hydridae.